Echinops telfairi (small Madagascar hedgehog) is the source of this 5513-nucleotide messenger RNA. RefSeq names its product solute carrier family 22 member 23 (gene SLC22A23). The record is from RefSeq and is a predicted model, not a curated record. Gene Ontology annotation, biological process: transmembrane transport. The annotation marks the transcript as partial. Lineage: Eukaryota; Metazoa; Chordata; Mammalia; Afrosoricida; Tenrecidae. Gene Ontology annotation, cellular component: membrane. Gene Ontology annotation, molecular function: transmembrane transporter activity. The transcript is spliced from 11 exons.
CUCGGGGGCUGCCGGGGAGCCAGCGACGGGGAGAUCCAGUCGCUGCCCCCGAUCCCUCCCGCCUCGGCCGUGGGCGUCCCGCACUCGGGCUGCUGCGCGUCUGCGUCGGCACCAAGCGUCCUGUUGAUGGACUACGAUGGUUCUGUAUUGCCCUUCCUCGGGGGGCUGGGUGGGGGCUACCAGAGGACCCUGGUGCUGCUCACCUGGAUUCCGGCGCUGUUCAUCGGGUUCAGCCAGUUCUCGGAUUCCUUCCUCCUGGACCAGCCGCACUUCUGGUGCCGCGGGCCUGGCAAAGGGGCCGCUGCCACUGACCGGUGGAGCACCAGCAGCCUGGGAAACUGGAGCAGCCCCGCAGCACCCACCUUUCCCACGGCCUCCUGGAGCGUGGCAGCCAACAGAAGCAAUAGCAGCGGUGCAGCAGGGGAUGACACACCACCUCUGCCUUCCCCUCCAGACAGAGGGGACAACGCCUCCAACUGCGACUGUCACUCCUGGGACUAUGGCAUCCGCACCGGCCUCGUCCAGAAUGUGGUUAGCAAGUGGGAUCUUGUGUGUGAUAAUGCCUGGAAGGUCCACAUCGCUAAGUUCUCCUUACUGGUUGGAUUAAUCUUUGGCUACCUUAUAACUGGAUGCAUUGCUGACUGGGUUGGCCGACGGCCUGUGCUGCUCUUUUCCAUCAUCUUCAUUCUGAUCUUUGGAUUGACUGUGGCACUGUCGGUGAAUGUGACGAUGUUCAGCACACUCAGGUUCUUUGAAGGAUUCUGCCUGGCUGGAAUAAUCCUCACCUUGUACGCAUUGCGAAUAGAGCUGUGUCCCCCUGGGAAGCGGUUCAUGAUCACCAUGGUGGCAAGCUUUGUGGCCAUGGCGGGGCAGUUCCUCAUGCCAGGGCUGGCUGCCCUGUGUCGGGACUGGCAGGUGCUGCAGGCCCUCAUCAUCUGUCCCUUCCUGCUCAUGCUGCUCUACUGGUCGAUCUUCCCAGAGUCUCUGCGUUGGCUGAUGGCCACCCAGCAGUUUGAGUCUGCCAAGAAGCUGAUCCUGCACUUCACCCAGAAAAACCAUAUGAGCCCCGAGAGCGAUAUUAAAGGGGUGUUGCCAGAGCUAGAAAAGGAACUAUCCCGGAGGCCCAAGAAGGUCUGCAUCGUGAAGGUGGUGGGCACGCGGAACCUAUGGAAGAACAUCGUGGUCUUGUGUGUCAACUCGCUUACAGGGUUCGGGAUCCAUCACUGCUUUGCUCGGAGCAUGAUGGGCCACGAGGUGAAGGUGCCACUCCUGGAGAACUUCUACGCUGACUACUAUACCAUGGCAGGCAUCGCGCUGGCAUCCUGCCUGGCCAUGUGCGUGGUGGUCCGGUUCCUGGGGCGCAGGGGAGGGCUGCUGCUCUUCAUGAUCCUCACUGCCCUAGCCUCCCUUUUGCAGCUCGGGCUCCUCAACUUGAUUGGAAAGUACAGUCAGCACCCAGACUCAGAGUUGCAGCUGAAGUUGGCCGUAGGCAUGAGCGAUAGCGUCAAGGACAAGUUCUCCAUUGCCUUCUCCAUUGUGGGUAUGUUUGCCUCACACGCGGUGGGCAGCCUCAGCGUCUUCUUCUGUGCAGAAAUCACUCCAACAGUCAUACGAUGCGGCGGGCUGGGGCUGGUGCUGGCCAGUGCAGGUUUCGGCAUGCUGACGGCACCCAUCAUCGAGCUGCACAACCAGAAAGGCUAUUUCCUGCACCACAUCAUCUUUGCCUGCUGCACACUCAUCUGUAUUAUCUGCAUCCUCCUGCUCCCCGAGAGCAGGCACCAGAAUCUGCCUGAGAACAUCUCCAACGGCGAGCACUAUACCCGGCAGCCACUGCUGCCGCACAAGAAAGGUGAGCAGCCCCUGCUCCUCACCAACGCCGAGCUGAAGGACUACUCCGGGCUGCACGACGCGGCCCUGGCUGCGGGGGAGGCCCUGCAGCCCGAGAGCACCACGGCGAAUGGCAGGAAGACCAUGUAGGCCUGCAGGCAGGGUGGGCGCGCUCACUUGGAAUGUGGGGGGCCGCACAGAGUCCCAGGCCCGGGCUGAGGAUGGUGGGCAGACAGACAACUGGCACAGGGAUGGUGUGCUGCCACGCAGUCUAGCAGCAUGUGUGUGAGGAGGCAAGCUCGGUGGAAAGAACCCUUUAAAGACUUCCUUUUCUGCCAUUAAAUGGUUGUAUUUAUUUUGGUCAUUUUUACAAGAAGCACUUUAAUCCUUUUCCUCUUGCUGAUCACACACAAGACCCCCUCUGUGGGACGAGCUACAGCCAGGCUAAGGAUGAGCCUUCAAUAACCAAACGUAGCGGCCUCUUCCUCACCCAGCACCACCACUCAGGAGAGCCAACUGUUCUCCCUGCUCCGUGGCCCUGGGCCGCCGAGACCUAACCCACCUCUAGGACUGCAUCUUAGACAAGUGACGUGUACAGUACAACAUGUAGGUUUUUGCUAGAGAGCCUGUGUAUGGUUUUUUUAAAAGCACCCCACCUCUCACCCCCCUUUCUAAGGUUAAAAACUUGUAUUCCAUGCGUUUGAGGGAAAGCAAUUCACAACUAUCAUUAAAGCCAGCUUAGUCUUUCCUUCAGGGUCAAUCUUUUGUACUUAAUGCUGGUUUUGCUUUGGGGACAUGUGUAAACAUUCAUCACAAACCUGAAGCGACGAGUGUAAGAGGGCCACGUCUGGCUGACACCAGGUUUGCCUACUUCUGUGCAGAACCAAUGUGUCUGAAGCAUUUUCAUGUUUUGAGUAAUGGGAUUGUCCAGAGUUAGCUCCAGCAGAAAAUGAAUUUCCCUUUCAUGGACAGCUUUUUGUUUGCUGGCACUACUUGAAACCAUGGCUACUUCCUGAGCUAAAACUAAUCAGACAAUAACUGAAAUAGACUCCUACCACGCAUCCACAGGAGGGCCACCUGCCGCCCAAACCUACAGCACAGGCCAUGAAAAAAAUCACCAGCUGGGACACCUGUUGACUUGCUGACGUUGUGCCCAGAGGUGGGGCUCUUUGGACAGUCGAUGUCAUUCCCAAUGUCUUCCUGUGAUCCACUUCCGACUCGUCCUCCCUCUGUCAGUGCAGAGGUGGACACAGGGCAAGGCCACUGGAUGGACAGCCUCUUGAGAGCAUCAAGACAAACCGAGGAAAGCAAUAAUCAACCAAAGCUUCGCUCCUUCCUCCUGCCCUGUCAGCCGAGGGUUUUCAGUUUGCUCCUUAUUUUAUCAAAGACAGGAUUUCCUCCUGUCUUUCCAGGUCAAGCUUUACCCAACUGUCUCUAGGGGCAGCUCAGUGGAAAGCAUGCUCCAGGAUGCCUGGGCGCCAUUGGCACUCACAGUUGAAUCCUCUAAGGUACAGUCCUCCUGGCUCAGGUAGACACCACUUUGUACCAACAGCCAACGGUCUUUUUCAGCUACAGGUCUUCCAGAAUGCAGAGGGUCCUGGUGCCUGCCUCCUCUGCCCACCUGCUCGCUAGUGAUAUGCAUCAUUGCUGCUCUCCCAAGGAAGCUGGGCUCCGGGUCAGUGGUGGGCAAUCCAGUGAUUUCAGCUGACCACAGCUAUGAUUCAAAGGGGCAGAAAGGAGGUUGGCACGCGUCCCUUCCUCCCUUUGCUGAUUUCACCUGCUCAGUUGCAUGCUAGUCCUUCUGCAAAGACAGCAUAUACAUCAGUGGGAGCCCGGUUGGAGAGAGACUACUUCCCAAGGCACUGGAACGUGUCACCUCACAGCCGAUGCCUAGAAUCCAAGAGCCUGCUCCAGAGCUGCCUACUCCGUGAGGGAUGGUCAUUGUGCCCACUGCCCCUGCUCAGAUCCCAGGCUCCUUUGUGAGUCACUUCUGUUCCAUGUUUCCAUGUUGCUCUGCAUUCACCUUUAAAAAGGCCUUUCUUUAGAUUGGGCAGCUUGAUGUGCCAAACCUAUAAAAUACCUUUUGCCUUUUUUAGAGUCCUUGCUACAAAACCACCUGGCAGCAAACUCUGACAUGCAGCACAUGACAUAUAUGCAGCCAGGUCAGGCAGUGACCAGGGCAAGUAAGACAGAGCCCCACCCAAGACCCUCAGCACAAGAUACCUUGAGAUCCACUUGUGGUACUGUAGAAAGGUUUAUAAACCUAAGUUGUGAAGAUUUGCAAACUUGUGAUGUAGUUUUUAAGAAACCUAUUGGAGCUAGAACAAGUUGCCGGUGUCCUCUAGAAAGGUGGUGGUGAGGCUAAAUACGUAACAACUUCUGUCCCCAGUGCCUCUUCAUGGCAAAUAGUGACAACAGAAGUUGCCCAAUGAAGACCAUACUAAGUAAACACUUUAGCCAUCAGGACCCAGGCAUCAAAGACUAGGAGUGAAAUUACAAUUAAGUCUAGCUCUUGGGACAGAGGAAGUGUUAUUCUUUGAACCUGAGUUUAUAGACUUUAUUGACCCGACUAUCCAGUAGAUGAUAUCUCAGCAAGGCAGCCCAUGUGUCUUCAGCCCAGGUAGCCUCAAGGGAGGGACUGCGCUGCUCUCCCAACUGGUCCCAACUGAGGACAGCUGAAGCUUGUGAGGAGCAUUUUUACUACUGCAGCCAAAGCAGAACAGCUCCUCUGCAGGGAAUGCCCCCAUGCGAUUGGGUACCAGGUGAGGCAGCAGGGGCUAAGGUCAAUCCACAUCUGGCCCUGGAGCUCGCCCUCACGUGAGUUGUGCUUGAAGCAGCAAUGCUGGUUCCUUCUCAGGCACCUGCCACUUCUAGUCAGUCCUCCACCCCCAGAGAUAACACCCCAAGAGAGAUACUUCUGGCUGCCCCACCCCUUUUCUGCGCACCCUACCUCCGAAACCAUCAGGGAGCUUCGAUCCCCUUUCCAUAAAAGGUAUGCACAAAUGUGAACAACGGACAGGGCUCAAUCUUCAUUUUUUCUUUUCUAAACAUGAAUCCUUUAUCAGCGAACAUAAAUAUCCACACUAGAGAUAAGGAAAGUUUCCAAUGUUGUUUUCUAAAACUGCAUUAUCACCUGUACUUAGAGGAUACAGGCUGAUGAGUGGGGCUUGGCCCCAGAACAGAAAGCAAGACUAGACUAGCAGAGGAAGUACUGCACUCAGACAUGACCACUUCCUAGAGCCAAGCAGUCGUUCAGCUGGAAAUGCCAUUCAUGAAGCUUGUGAACUUCCCACCCCCUUACCUUUGUCAAGGAACAAAACCUCAUGUUGCUGUAGUGUGUGUAACGUUUGGGGAAGGCAGUGGUAUGUUCAGUCCCCUCCCCAUCCUGUGUUCCGCUCCUGCUGAGGUUUCCCCAAGAGCUGUGUUGUCGCGGCGCGUGUGGUCGCAAUGAGUCUGCUGGGGCUCACUCAGCACAGCCUAAGUCGAGCUCGGGACUGUCCACAAAGCUCCAUGUCUGCAUGAUGUCACAUCAGUUGUACCUUGGGAAAACUUUGUAUGUAAGUGUACAGAAAUAAAAAUGUUGCCCCAUUAACCAAUUUCCUCUGGAAUGUCUUCCCUACCUCAUCCGGUGGCCUCCAGUGAAGAACAUUGACCAUGGCUCUGAGUAAUAAAAAUCCUUAUGUUGA